AUGCGAGGCCGACUAGAGGUUCAGCGUCCCUCUCCGACGACCGUCUCCUUUACGGUAUCGAAUGCGCCCCAGCGAUCGAGUUCCCCCGCCAAAAUCCUAUUUGGUUUCCAAGUACUGCUGCGUACGGUUUUAUUUUUCUGUGUGAUCGGUGUCGGUAUCGCACGCGUCCGAAAUUUCUUCUUCCACGAAGAUGGGAGGGUGAUAGGCUGGCCAGCCGUGUGGUCAAGCCCGCUCGGAUCCAAACUGUGUCGCUCGGUGGAUUCAUACAACCCGCUGGCAAUUGCUGUGGUUGGUGCAUUGAUUAUAUACGGUGUUUUUAGAAGAGGUUAUGUCGAGGAAUCCCUCUUGGUUAUUCGAGGCUUCGGAAUCCAGACCUCGACAUCGUCCUCGACGUAUCUUUCUACUGCCUCAACGAGAUUCAUUCCUACCACACAAAUCCAAGACAUUGUGAUCCACGAAGCCUUCAAGGGCUUCGAGGUCCGUUUUUAUUUGGCGGUCAUUGUCGAAGGCGAGCCCAAUGUCCUAGUGGUCUUCCCGCAUAUGUUGCCUAAGCGAGAGAUCUUGGAGCAGGUUUGGAGAGGUUCUCGGCGGUGUCUUUACGAUGCGAAGUCAUGA
Penicillium robsamsonii is the source of this 615-nucleotide messenger RNA. Its product is annotated as PIG-H family GPI synthesis protein. The coding region runs from base 1 to 615 and encodes 204 amino acids. Gene Ontology annotation, biological process: GPI anchor biosynthetic process. The transcript has 3 exons. NCBI's taxonomy places the organism in Eukaryota, Fungi, Ascomycota, Eurotiomycetes, Eurotiales, Aspergillaceae. Gene Ontology annotation, cellular component: glycosylphosphatidylinositol-N-acetylglucosaminyltransferase (GPI-GnT) complex. The record is from RefSeq and is a predicted model, not a curated record.